Botrytis sinoallii is the source of this 610-nucleotide messenger RNA. RefSeq lists its product as uncharacterized. Gene Ontology annotation, biological process: melanin metabolic process. Lineage: Eukaryota; Fungi; Ascomycota; Leotiomycetes; Helotiales; Sclerotiniaceae. The transcript has 2 exons. The coding region runs from base 64 to 582 and encodes 172 amino acids. Gene Ontology annotation, molecular function: scytalone dehydratase activity. The record is from RefSeq and is a predicted model, not a curated record.
UAAUAGAAAUUCCACAUUGCUAUUGACAUUUGACAUACAUCAAAGUACUGAAUCAAGACGACCAUGGCUUUCGAAAUCUAUAUCCCUUCAAACCUCACAUUUCAAGACUACAUUGCUAUCACACAAUGUAGUAGAACUCUAGCUGAUGGAUAUGAUCGAAAAGACAAAGCACGACUUCGGGCAUCUCUCGCACCAAACAUCAUAGUAGACUAUACACUCGUCGUUCCUGAAUGGGGCCAACAAAUCUUCACUGCAGACGCUUUCGUAGAAGAAUGGCUCGGCUCUAUAAAACUCGGAGUGAAAGCUCUCGCUACCCAACAUCUGUUAGGAGCACCAUAUUUCAAAAGUGUUACCGACUCGGAAAUUGUCGUAGAAUGGCAGCAACUAGCAAGUCAUGCGCGGAAAGUAGCCGGCGAGGAUUACAAUCACCCGCAUUGUAAGAUUGGGGAGACAUCGGAUGGGAGAUCGUAUAUGCAACAGACAUUUGUGAGGGUAGAGGGGCAGUGGAGGAUUUCGAUUAUUAAGCCGGAGGUGAUAUAUCACACAGGUGAUUUCAGGGCGGUGGGAAGACCAGAUGAGUAGCGUAAAUAUUUUAACUUCCGAGUGCCGA